This is a messenger RNA of Monascus purpureus, 1239 nucleotides long. The record is from the annotation of a GenBank genome assembly. Lineage: Eukaryota; Fungi; Ascomycota; Eurotiomycetes; Eurotiales; Aspergillaceae.
AUGACCAUCCGGCCAUUGGGAUCAACAAAGCUAUUCCAGCCCCUCCGACUAGGCAAAUUCCAGUUGAAACAUCGAAUUGUCCUCGCACCCUUGACUCGAUGCCGUGCUACUGAAGAGUCCCCUGGUGUUUACGUUCCGAAUGGUCUCUCCGUGGAAUAUUAUACACAGCGUGCAACCGAUGGCGGCCUUCUCAUUUCGGAAGCUUCUCCAAUCCACAGAUAUGCCGUGGGUUAUCCCAGGGUUCCGGGUAUCUUCACGCAGUCACAGAUCGAAGGGUGGCAUCGGGUGACGGAUGCAGUGCACACGAAAGGUGCUUUCAUUAUCUGCCAGCUUUGGCAUGUCGGACGUGCUUCCUUGCCAAAAUGGCUUGAUGGUAGAAAGCCACUUAGCUCGACAGAUGUGGCUCUGAAGGGGAGUGCGUUUGAUGGGACGGUUUACGGAAACAAUCCUCCCCAGAAGAUGACCGUGCGCGAUAUCAAAGAGACUGUCCAGCAAUACGUGAAUGCGUCAAAGAACGCCGUCAUGGCUGGCUUCGACGGAGUUGAAGUUCAUUGCGCAAACGGUUAUCUCCCUGAUCAAUUCCUCAAUGACAAUAUCAACCAGCGCACAGAUGAGUACGGUGGCAAUAUCGAAAACCGCUGCCGUUUCCCUCUGGACAUCAUCAAAGCCGUCACUUCGGCCAUUGGAGCCGACAAAGUUGGCGUGCGCUUUUCCCCAUUCAGCUACUUCCAGGAUACCCAUGAUUCGAAUCCAGUCGAACACUGGGUAUAUAUUUGCAAGCAGCUCGCAUCCAUGCCUGCAAAGAACAAGCCCAUCUACGUGCACAUGAUUGAAGCGGAUUCCGGUUUCGAGCCUGAUAUCGGAGUGAGAGAGAAGUUGGAAGCCAUGCUGGUUCGGUUGAGCGGCGUAUCUGCGGAAAAGGCACAGUCACUGUCCGACCAGGACCUUAUAGCCCGUUUCACUCUUGAUCCCUUCCGAAAGGCCCUGGAAGGGUCAGAUAUCAAACUCAUUACCUGCGGUGGACUUACCCGAGACACUGCCGUUCAGAAGGUUGAGAACAACAAGGCCGAUCUUGUGGCGUUCGGGAGAUUGUUUAUCUCGAACCCGGACCUGCCGAACCGUCUUAAGGAUGGGGAACCCUUCGCGGAAUAUGAUCAAAAGACGUUCUACGAAGCGCAGCCUAUGAGUCAUGGCUACUUGGAUUACCCUUGCUACGAGAGUGCCAUCAGUGGACGUUGA